This is a messenger RNA of Closterium sp. Naga37s-1, 516 nucleotides long. The record is from the annotation of a GenBank genome assembly. NCBI's taxonomy places the organism in Eukaryota, Viridiplantae, Streptophyta, Zygnematophyceae, Desmidiales, Closteriaceae.
AUGCGCGAGUUCCUACGGGCCCUGGUGGGCGCAAACCCACCAGGUCCCUCUCCUGGUGGAAGUCGUUUCCACCAGGACGCGGAGCCGGCGGAAGCUGUCUGCCCGGGGGCAAAAAAACUAUUCCUCAUCGCGUUCCCCUUUUGCACGAAAGAUGACAUUGACCCAUCAGAGAAGCUGAGAGGCAACCCUGUCUUUGACAGAUCAAAGCGACACGUGACGGCAGCGAGUGACGCGCAUCCGGCUGCCAUCUCCGCAUCACUCGUGGUUUCCGUCAAUCGAUUCAUGGAUCGUCAAGGCGAAAAGAGGAGGCGUUCCUCCGACGAGUCGCCAGGCGAAACCCUUCGCGAGACAGAGAUUCGGCGGAUGUUAGAGGGCAUGCCGAAGGAGUAUCUCGUCUCUCUGCAGCUUGAUGCGGCUUUGAAACACUGGGACGUAGCUGAGCGUGUGCUGAUCGUUGCGAACACGGACAUAUCCUAUCGCAAGAUUUUUGUGUCAGGAUUGGGGUCCGAGACUUAG